ACCGAGGCGUCUUUGCCUCUAGGACUUUGCGCCCGUCCUCUAUGGCGGUGGCGGUGCUGCGGAGCCUGGACGACCCAGUCCCUCAGGACUUGCCACCGGCCGCGGGGCUGCUGGUGGCCCCGGCCGGGGGAGAGUGGGCAGCGGCGGCCGGCCCAGCCGGGGCGCUCGUGUUGGCCGUGCGGCCGGCCGGAACUGAGGCGCAGCCGGUGUUGUUGUGCGCGGCGCUGCUCGAGGCCGAGGCCGCCUCGGGGCCGGAGCUGUGGCUGAGCCGGGCCUUCCUGAGGCAGCUGGGCCUGGACGCGGGGACGCGGGUGCGGGUCUGGCCCGUGCGGAGGCCGCCGUUGCUAGGCUGGGUGUUGCUGGGGGGAGCCGCAGCCGUAGGGCGGGCGCCGCGGCCGGGGGCGGGCUCCGGCUCCAGCCUUCUGGUGCGACGCGGGGAGACCCUGCCGGGCUCGGGGCUGCUGGUGCUGGAGGCCCGCCCGGCCCUGCAAGGGCUCUUAGGCGCCGGCACUCGCUUGGCCGUGACUGAGCUGCGAAGCGGCGGAGACAGCCGGGGCCGGAGGGAGUCGCCGCCGCUGCCGCUUCCUCUGGUGUCCUGGUGGGCGCACGGCGGGGAGCGGCUAGUGAAGGCGGAGCGGCACCACCCGGCGCUAUGGGGUGGCGUGGGGGGCGAGGUGCUCUGGGUGACCCGCGGCGGUUUGCGCAGCCUGGGUCUCUUCCAAGGGGAGUGGGUGUCGGUAACGAGGCAAGAGGGGGGCACCCCAGGGAACGGGGCCCAGCACCUGGCCACUGUGCGGGCCCUCGGGCCCCAGUGGUAUUUCCCUCUCCAAGACAUCGAGGACAAACACCGCCGAACUUUGCUGAACGAGAGAGCCCUGAUCCCCGCCACCUUGGCGUUCAACCUGUCCUGUGACCCUCUGGAAGGGAGCCUCCUUAAAAUCCAGAGAUAUGGGGAAGCUGCUGGUGCUCAAGAGGUAAAAGGAAGUCGAUCUUUGCUAUCUGUGCCACCCUUUGCCAAGGAGCUACACAUAGAGAUUGUGUCCUCACCAGCCUACAGCACCAGAGGAGUCUAUGACCAAAUUCUCUACCAACACUUUCAAACUCCCAGGCUAGUCCAAGCUGAAGAUAUUUUGAGUAUUCCAACAGUUGGGCAUCCUGAGUUCUUAGAAGGAAAUUCUGACAAGUUUGUUAGAUGGCCAGAGCUCUACUUCAAGGUGAAAAAGAUAGUACCAGCAGAGGAAAAGGAGCAAAGUGUAGGGUACCUGGCGGACACCCAGAACACUUCUUUAUUCCUGGUUGGCUCAACAAACAGUGCUGUCCCAUCUUUCCCAUCUCAAAAUGCCCAUGGCUUUUGGAGCAGUUUGUCUCCAGCUGGGCUCUGCAGUGUAGUGAAGCAGCUCUGUGACAUUCUUGGCCCUCACUUACACAGCAGGACUCUGCUAAAUGGAGCUGGAAGCAUUCUUCUUUCAGGACCCAGUGGUGUGGGGAAAAUGACAGCUGUCAGAGCCGCCUGUAGCCGCCUUAAUCUCCAUUUGUUCAAGGUGGAUUGCGUUGGUUUGUGUGGUGACACCAGUGGAUCUACAGAAGCCAAGCUGCACGCUGCCUUCUCCCAGGCUGAUCUCUACAGCCCUUGUGUCCUGCUGAUGAAAGACGUAGAGCUGCUGGGAAGAGAUCGCGACGGACUUGGGGAAGACUCCAGAGUCAUCCUUGCAUUAAGGCACCUUCUCCUGGACAGAGAGGCAAACUCUAGCAGCUACCCUGUCCUGGUGGUCGGCACAACAACCAGGAUUGGGGAUGUCCCUACAGACCUGCAAACAGCUUUCCUUCAUGAGGUGAAAAUCGAAGCACCGUCAGAAGAGCAAAGGAAAGCCAUUCUGAGCAUGCUAACUGAGAACUUCCCACUGGGCAAAGAAGUGAGCCUGACCAAGCUAGCCCGGCAAAGUGCGGGCUUCGUUCUAGGAGAUUUCUGCGCUUUACUUUCCCACAGUAGCCGCGCUGCUUGCACACGGAUCCAGAAUUCAAGUUUCCUAGGAGGACCAAGUGAGGAGGAAGAGCGUGAUUUUUGUGCUGCUGGCUUCCCUCUCCUUGCAGAGGAUUUCAGCGUUGCCCUGGAUAAACUGCAUGAUGCUCAUUCGCAGGCGAUAGGAGCCCCAAAGAUACCUUCUGUCUUCUGGCAAGACAUUGGUGGGCUCCAGGAUGUGAAGAAGGAGAUCCUGGACACCAUUCAGCUUCCGCUAGAACACCCAGAGCUACUAUCUCUCGGGCUUCGCCGCUCUGGCCUCCUCCUCUAUGGUCCUCCUGGAACAGGAAAGACGUUGCUCGCUAAAGCUGUAGCAACAGAGUGCACCAUGACUUUCCUCAGUGUGAAGGGGCCCGAGCUCAUUAACAUGUACGUUGGACAGAGUGAAGAGAAUGUGCGUGAAGUGUUUACCAGAGCCAGGGCAGCUGCUCCCUGCAUUAUCUUUUUUGAUGAGCUCGAUUCCUUGGCGCCUAAUCGUGGGAGGAGUGGAGAUUCAGGAGGUGUAAUGGACAGAGUGGUAUCUCAGCUACUAGCGGAGCUUGAUGGACUUCAUUCUUCUCAAGACGUGUUCGUCAUUGGAGCUACAAACAGACCUGAUCUUCUGGAUCCAGCCUUGCUCCGACCAGGCAGAUUUGAUAAGUUGGUCUAUGUAGGUGUCAAUGAAGACCGAGACUCUCAGCUGCAAGUCCUAAGUGCCAUCACCAGAAAGUUUAAGCUGGAUCCUUCAGUGAGUCUCCUUGGUGUCCUUGACAAAUGUCCUGUACAGCUAACAGGAGCAGAUCUGUAUGCUCUAUGUUCAGAUGCCAUGAUGUCUGCUAUCAAAAGAAAAGUGGAGUGGAUAGAGGAAGGGCUGGAUACAGAGAGCUCAGAGCUCACACUGACUACGGAGGACUUUGUACAAGCUGCAACAAGGCUGCAGCCUUCUGUUUCAGAAUCAGAACUGCUCAGAUACAAAAUGAUCCAGCAGAAAUUUGCUGCUUGAUAAGCAUCCGGCUGGACCGGAAAGGGAUAUGUAAGAUUGGAACUGUACAACCCCAAGGGAUCUGGAAUAUAUUCUGGCAUGGGAACACCAUUCCUGCUGGAGAAGCGAAAAGGACACUCUCUGUCACAAUAUGGAUUCAGAUCUAGCUGUGCAACUGAGACAGAUGGAUGCUUAGCUGGGUAAGAACUAUUGCAAAUUAGUCCCCCCCUUUGGGCUCACUGCCGUUGCUGAUAUAUCCGGAGCUCACCGUCAAGUGGAAAACCUUGGAAUGCUAAUGACUUGGGCCUAUGAAUACAGGGGGGAAGUUGCUGUAAGUAUCUAAAAUGUCUAAAUAAAGAUUGAAUUGCUUUCCAAGAAGAA
Messenger RNA from Elgaria multicarinata webbii, 3362 nucleotides. RefSeq names its product peroxisomal biogenesis factor 6 (gene PEX6). NCBI's taxonomy places the organism in Eukaryota, Metazoa, Chordata, Lepidosauria, Squamata, Anguidae. The record is from RefSeq and is a predicted model, not a curated record. The transcript has 17 exons. Gene Ontology annotation, biological process: protein import into peroxisome matrix. Gene Ontology annotation, molecular function: ATP hydrolysis activity; ATP binding. Gene Ontology annotation, cellular component: peroxisomal membrane; cytosol. The coding region runs from base 42 to 3002 and encodes 986 amino acids.